GCCAAACCGGAUCCUUCAUGAGGGAAGAGGCCAGGGACAGCCACCCAGCCCCGGCUUCUCCUCUCUCCUCUCAUUUGAACUCUAAAUUACUGUCCCGGGAGCCCGAGCGGGGGGCUGAGUUUGUGUUCGUAGGAUGUCCCGUCAUGAAGGUGUGAGCUGUGAUGCUUGUUUAAAAGGAAACUUCAGAGGUCGCCGGUACAAAUGUUUAAUUUGCUACGACUACGAUUUGUGUGCAUCAUGCUACGAGAGCGGUGCGACAACAACCAGACACACCACAGAACAUCCAGUGCAGUGUAUAUUAACACGAGUUGACUUUGACCUGUACUAUGGUGGAGAAGCCUUCUCGGUGGAGCAGCCACAGGCCUUCACUUGUCCCUACUGCGGUCGGAUGGGCUACACGGAGAGCUCUCUGCAGGAGCAUGUGGCUGCAGAGCACACGGAAACCUCCACAGAAGUGAUCUGCCCCAUAUGUGCAGCGCUGCCAGGUGGUGACCCGAACCAUGUGACCGAUGACUUUGCUGCUCAUCUCACACUUGAACACAGAGCUCCAAGAGACUUGGACGAGUCCAGCGGGGUGCGGCACGUGAGAAGGAUGUUUCACCCCAGUCGUGGUCUGGGGGGGCCACGGGCCCGAAGGUCCAACAUGCAUUUCACCAGCAGCACCACAGGGGGGCUCUCAACCAGUCAGAGCUCCUCACAGAGCAACUACAGCAGAGAGGCCAUGGACCCCAUAGCAGAACUUCUGUCGCAGCUGUCGGGGGUGCGGCGCUCGGCGGGGGGCCAGCUGAGCUCGGGUCCUUCUGCCUCGCAGCUCCAACAGCUUCAGAUGCAGCUCCAGCUGGAGCGCCAGCAGGCCCAGGUGGCGCGUCAGCAGCUGGAGACGGCACGGAACGCCACGCGGGGCAGCGGCCGGGCCAACGCCAUCCUCAACACGAAUUCGGCCGCUGCAAACCCCAACCCCAGCGCCAAUCACACCACCAACCCCAGCCCCAACCCCGGCCCGACCGAGCCCAGCACCCAGCAGACUGCUCACAGCUCCCAGUUUCUACUCAGCAGGCUGAGCGAACCCCGGCUGUCUGAGGCAGAGCGGCAGGCGUGCGAGGCCCAGUGGGCCGACCGGAGCCUGUUCGUGACCGAGCUGCUGCUGUCCACGCUGCUGCCCGACGAGGACGCCUCCACCUUCUCAUCCGAUGACGAGGACGAUUGUCACGCCUCGUUGCGGAACUUCGCCGACUUUGAGGCGAUGGGCUGCGUGGAAGUCAUGACCUUAGAUGUGGCACUGGAGAACCUCAACCUCAAGGAGACGAGUCCCGCUACCAAGACGACAAAAACGACGGCCAAGACGGCGCCAACGAAGAAAGAACCCCCUGCGCCGCCCCUUUGAUGACAUGGCCCCUCCCUCCCCUGAAAACACCGUUGUGACUAGCUGACUGCUCUGUCGGUCCGACUGCCAAUGGAUGAGGAGAAGACUGCAGCUGUUUCCGGCUCUUGGUUUGUUUUCUCAGUGAUCGUCUUCAGCUGUCGCUCCCCACUCCAGCCCCGUUUUACGUUUGUGUACGUCGGAUAAAAGUAGAGACGAGUGAAUGUGGCCGCGAGAGAGAAAACGGAAAAAAGACUUUAUAAAUAUAUUAUAGAAGAGUCUAUAUGAAAGGAGAUGAUCAGUCCCACUCGCCCCGCCUUCCCCCUCCAGCCGCGAGCCGCCACACUCACCCACGAAGAGCUCUCCGGUUAAAGCGCGGCUGUGUAUUUAUAGAUGGUUUACCACGACUUUAGCAUGAGCUGAAAUCACCAUGCGUCCAUUUUUACCUGCAGUCACCAGGCGAGGGGGGGGGGUGCUACAUCGCUGGCAUGUCUCCAACACACACACACACACACACACACACACACACGCACACCUUUACGUCCAGUCUCAACCCCUCCCCUCCCGUUUGUGUGACGUCACCUGUUUGUUGGGGGUCAUGUGACCUGCCUUAUAUCAGCUGUGGGUUUUGAAUGGCGUAUCCACGUGCGUACACUACAAACCGACACACCUGGGAUGAGACGACGACCUCCAACACGAAGAAGCACCGCCCUGCUGCUCCAGCUCCCCGUGGUCUGACGUUAACGUCUCCAUCGCUCGUGAAACACAAAGAAAACUCGCAGGAGAGGGGCCCAUCGUGCUCAUUUCAUUAAAUUUCUCUGAAACAACAAAAUAAAGUAUCUUUGUGAACCUCCACUGGUAACUGAAGAAAUGCAAUGUAUGUUUUUUGGCUUCAUCAGACGAGCCAAACGACAGGGUGACCUUUCAGUUCGGAGGACAAUAAAAGUGUUUUGGAUGGAAAUGAACUAACCCA
Molecule: messenger RNA, 2333 nt
Organism: Nothobranchius furzeri (turquoise killifish)
Lineage: Eukaryota; Metazoa; Chordata; Actinopteri; Cyprinodontiformes; Nothobranchiidae
Product: E3 ubiquitin-protein ligase KCMF1
Biological process (GO): synaptic signaling
Cellular component (GO): plasma membrane
Molecular function (GO): zinc ion binding
Source: RefSeq, a predicted model, not a curated record